This is a messenger RNA of Nycticebus coucang (slow loris), 5889 nucleotides long. It is a transcript of the gene CHDH, whose product is annotated as choline dehydrogenase. The coding region runs from base 300 to 2096 and encodes 598 amino acids. The record is from RefSeq and is a predicted model, not a curated record. Gene Ontology annotation, cellular component: mitochondrial inner membrane. Gene Ontology annotation, molecular function: choline dehydrogenase activity; flavin adenine dinucleotide binding. The transcript is spliced from 8 exons. NCBI's taxonomy places the organism in Eukaryota, Metazoa, Chordata, Mammalia, Primates, Lorisidae.
CGGGCGGGUCUGCUCGGGGCCCUGGCCGGGCGGAGCUCGAGCAGCCUGGCGCCCGCCCGCCCCGCGCACACGCGCGUGCAGCGCCCCGGAGCCCCGACCGCCCCGCGCCGCCCCUGUCCCCCCCCGGAGCAGAACCGGUCCCAGCGCCCGCGCCGCCAGUUAAAGUGCUGCAGGACGGGGCAGGGCCACCCGCUCCUGCUCGGCGGCGGCCGCCUGUCCGGGCCCUCGGGCCGAGCUGCGGCGGGAAAAAGUGUAUCACCUCAUUCCCCUCUGUGGAUAAGAAGACUUUGGCAAGAAGCAUGUGGCAUGUCCGGCGAGGCUGGAGGGGGCUCCUGGGACCACAGGGAGCCCUGGGAUGGGGAGCCCAGGGGCAAGCGCAGCUCCUGGGCCUUCGUGGUCUAGCGAGUGCAGGUUCCAAGAACAGGGAGGAGUACAGCUACGUGGUGGUGGGUGCAGGCUCUGCAGGCUGUGUGUUGGCCAGUCGGCUUACAGAAGACCCCAACGAGAACGUGCUGCUGCUGGAGGCCGGGCCCAAGGACCUGUGUGCAGGGAGCAAGCGGCUAUCUUGGAAGAUUCACAUGCCGGCAGCCCUCAUGAUGAACCUGUCUAACAACAGGUACAACUGGUGCUACCACACAGAGCCGCAGUCGGGCCUGGACAACCGAGUGAUGUACUGGCCACGCGGCCGUAUCUGGGGAGGCUCCUCAUCCCUCAACGCCAUGGUCUAUGUCCGGGGGCAUGCCGAGGACUACAACCGCUGGCACCGUGAGGGCGCUGAGGGCUGGGACUAUGCUCACUGCCUGCCCUACUUCCGCAAGGCACAGUGUCAUGAGCUAGGUGCCAGCAGGUACCGUGGUGGCGAAGGCCCCCUGCACGUGUCCCGGGGCAAGACCAACCACCUGCUGCACCAGGCAUUCCUGGAGGCAGUGAAACAGGCCGGCUACCCCUUCACUGAGGACAUGAACGGCUUCCAGCAAGAAGGCUUCGGCUGGGCGGACAUGACCAUCCAUGAAGGCAAGCGCUGGAGCACAGCCUGUGCCUACCUGCACCCGUCCCUGAGCCGCAGCAACCUCAAGGCCGAGGCCCGGACAUUUGUGAAUAGGGUGCUGUUUGAGGGCACCCGUGCAGUGGGUGUGGAGUAUGUCAAGAAUGGCCAGAGCUGCAGGGCUUAUGCCAGCAGAGAGGUGAUCCUGAGCGGAGGUGCCAUCAACUCUCCACAGCUGCUCAUGCUCUCGGGUGUCGGCAAUGCAGAUGACCUCAAGAGACUAGGCAUCCCUGUGGUGUGCCACCUGCCUGGAGUUGGCCAGAACCUGCAAGACCAUCUGGAGAUAUACAUUCAGCAGGCAUGCACCCAACCCAUCACCCUCCACUCAGCACAGAAGCCCCUGGAGAUGGUCCACAUUGGUCUGGAGUGGCUCUGGAAGUUCACAGGGUAUGGAGCCUCUGCCCAUCUGGAAACAGGGGGGUUCAUCCGCAGCAAGCCUGGGGUCUCACACCCGGACAUCCAGUUCCAUUUCCUGCCAUCCCAAGUGAUUGACCACGGACGGGUCUCCACUCAGCAAGAGGCUUAUCAGGUGCAUGUGGGGCCCUUGCGGAGCACAAGUGUGGGAUGGAUCAAACUGAAAAGUGCCAAUCCACAGGACUACCCGGUGAUCCAGCCCAACUACUUGUCAACAGAAUCGGAUAUUGAGGGCUUCCGCCUGUGUGUGAAGCACUCCAGAGAAAUCUUCUCACAGGAAGCCCUGGCUCCGUUCCGGGGGGAAGAGCUCCAGCCAGGAAGCCACGUUCAGUCAGAUAAAGAGAUAGAUGCCUUUGUGCGGGCAAAAGCCGACAGUGCCUACCACCCCUCGUGCACUUGUAAGAUGGGCCAGCCCUCUGAUCCCACUGCGGUGGUGGAUCCACAGACCAGGGUCCUUGGGGUGGAAAACCUCAGGGUCAUCGACGCGUCCAUCAUGCCCAGCAUAGUCAGCGGCAACCUGAACGCCCCCACAAUCAUGCUUGCAGAGAAAGCAGCUGACAUUAUUAAGGGGCAGCCUUCACUGUGUGACAAGGAUGUCCCUGUCUACAAGCCCAGGACCCUGGACACCCAGCGUUAAGGCCAUCACUGCCCCCUGAGACACUAAGAGGGCCAGCACAGCCUUGCUCCAAAUCUCCUUUCUGAAGCUGUCUAGAACAUUGGAACUUGGGAGGCACCCUGUUACAUGGCUGAGAAUUGGAGAAUUUCUUGAGAAAUAAGACUGGUGGUAGGCAGAGAAGCAAGCUCCUUGUUUUUGGUGUUUCCCUGUGGGCCCUUGGGGGAAAGCCAGGAGUCAGGCUGAGGCCUCUCCCCCGUGUGUCCUGGAGGGUCACUCCUGCCAUGUCCUUGCCCUAUGUUCACAGGGUGCUAACACAGGGUCCUGCUGCCUGGAAGGCAGUGGUCCUUUCCCAGGCCUCUCUCUUUGGGCAGUCCCCUGAGAGCAGGGUGCUGGGUUCCCAGGCAGACGCAUCCUCCAGCUUCAGCAGCAUCACACAGUACUUAGCUUGAGCUUUACUUAAGUCCCCAGUGUCCUUGUUCAGGGGGAAAUUUGCUAGCAGAAAAGUGGGCUUUUCUUGUUCUUUCACUUCCUAGUCUCCACCCAGUGAGGUGGGUAACUGGGGCCCUGCUAGGUCACUAAGGGGCUAUAGCCCACUUCUCCCAUGCGCUGGUUCUUAUUAAAUAUGAUCAGCCAUGAUGAGAGGAUUUCUGAACCUUGUUCGAGGAGAGAAGGGUCUGGAGGGAAUGACACUUGGCUUCACUACCAAAGGUUUCAUGAUUUAGCAUUUUAAAAGAUUUUCCUAUUACCAGGAAAUGCAAAGCAAACUCCACAUACCACAUGUCGGCUUCAUACUGAGGUAGCUAGCCCGAGAGAGAAUUCUUUCAUGUCAGCCCUGGGAAACGACCCAGAGCCAGCACCGCCCACAGUGGACAGGGCUGGUUAAUUCCUAUUCUCUAGAAGUCCCUGGAGACAGACGAGGAUGAAACUGAAACUGGGGGGAAAAAACAGAUACAAGUAGCAUUUACAUAGCUCUUUGAUUUUUAAAUUUCUCGUAAUUCAAUAAUAUCAUUUAGUAGCUUAUUUUUGAAUUGAGAUAUCGUAUCCAGACUGUUCCUACAAGGUAACAGAACUGUUUUUUGGAUUUACUUUCUUGAAGAUACCCACAGCUGCCACCCCACAGCCCUCUGGGUCUUGGAGUGGCUGCAGGGCAUCGGCCUUGCCAUUUGGGGGGUCCCCACAUAGUCCUCCUGUCAGAGAGCACGUGUUGAUUUGGGUAAGGGGUGAGAAGUCAAAGGCACAUGUAAGGGGGCAUCCCAGGCCAAACCAUGACUGUGUUGACCCUUCCUUUCUGGUAUGGAUAUGGAUGAGGCUGAUGACCAUCAGGCCCGCCAUCUCUGCAUCGUGUGGCAUGUCAGCCUCUGAGACAAUGGUAAAUUCAGGCCAGCAGCUAUAUUUUAAGAUAAGCAAAAUGAGGGGCCGAGCGAGGUGGCUCAUGCCUGUAAUCCCAGCCCUCUGGGAGGCCGAGGCUGGUGGACUGCCUGAGCUCACAGGUUGGAGACCAGCCUAAGAACAAGACCCCGUCUCUAAAAAUAGUGGGGCGUUGUGGCGGGCACCUGUAGUCACAGCUACUUGGGAGGCUAAAGCAAGAGAAUGGCUUGAGCCCAAGAGUUUGAGGUUGCUGUGAGCUGUGAUGCCACGGCACUCUACCAAGGGUGACAAUGUGAGACUCUGUUUCAAAAAAACAAAGCAAAAUGACAUGAUAAAAGGAGCUCGUCCACCAUGCUACUCAAUGGCAUCCAGGCCCCCUCUCGCCAUAGAAUAUUGAGGUAUGGUCUACUCAAUUGCACAAUUCAAUUUAGCCAUACAUGGAAAUGAGCUUCAAGGGAAAAAAAAAAACAGUGUGUGUUGCACGUCCAGAACCUGUCUGAAAAUUCCCUGCCGUGGGGGGAGCCUUUAGCCCAGAUAGGCUGCAGCUGAGGAAGCCAGAGUGGGUUGAGUGGAGGCUCCACUAGGUUAGUCUUGUGGGGAAUCAGCUCCUUUGUAAAAAGUUGAAAUAGCUAAAAACAGAAGAAGAUACUUUGUAAAAUAAAAUGGUUGGAAAAGCGCAACAGAAUGCUGUGGUGUGCCCGGGGCCCGGAGAGCGCUGCCCUGUUGAAGAAGCCUGUGGGUGAGCUGCUGCGUCAGCAGGAGGCUGUUCUAGUGGAAUGAAGGCCACCACGGCAGCGCCUGGCAGGCUGCGUGUGGGUGCGGAGCACCGGCAGCACGCCCGGGGCUGUGGGCACCCAGACAUGGGGCCUUUCUGCUGAUGGCACAUGCACAAUAACUCCCAUAAAUUCAAGUGGAUUCUUCUCUCUAGCCUAACCUUGUCCUAAUCCCAGAAAUUAUUUUAUUUUCCAUUGAUUAAUCCAACUUAACAUCAAAUAUAUACUUUUUUUUUUCUAUUAAAAAUCAGAAAAAUGUAGUCUUUGCUGGGCCAGGCCAUCCCAGACCACACCAUCACUCCAUCACCUAACUCUGGAAGCCAGGGUAUAGGCCUGCUCCUUGUCUUCCUCCUGCCCUCCCUGUCCCCAGUAGAGGAGGACAGAGAUCAUUGUAGAGAAAUAAAAACCUUUCGACAAAUGAAAGCCUAGCUGGGGGACUCAGUUUUUGAAUUGGGGUGGGCAGGGGGCAGCUGGGACUCUGUGUAUCAUCAGCUCUAUUGCUAGCCAGUUUUUGAAAUCAACACACAGCCGCUCAGAACACUAAAAGCCUGUGUAGGAAAACACAAUUGGCUAAGACACAGAAGUCUGAAAAAGCAUGCAACGUGAAAUCAGACAGACUGCUCUGGUCCCCGAGUGGUCCACUGGGUGGUGCAUGGUGCAGGGGACCCACACCCUGUCCAGUGCAGCCAGAGCUCGGGGCCCUCACAGCCCAACCUCCAGCUCUGAAGCUUCUCAGGAGAGCUGCUACCUGGCUAAGCAAGGGUCCAGCUGUUUGGGUGGAAAUCGAGUCUGUAUGCCGAGCAGAGAUGGUUCUUCAUGAGGUUCUGUCAGCUGAUGAUUAAAAUCAUAACUGCCAUUUCCAUUUUGUGAGAUUAUGAAAAACAAAGGAUUGAAGGAACUAAAUGUACUCUUCCUGCGGAUAAAAAAUUAUUUUAGGGGGAGGGGAAACCAAAAAGGAGAGACAUUUAUUCGUAAAACUUUCAUAAAGGAGGGAAAAAAACAAAACAAAACAUGCUCUACAACUUCAAAUUUUUCUUCCAAAGAAAAAUUUAAUAUUAGAUGAGAGGUUGAACCAGGCUUAAAGCAGACAGAUAGUAGGAAGUGGGACAGCCUGUAAAAAUGCCAGUUUUUAAGGACUGACUUUGGAAAAGGUCACCGCCACACCAGAUGCUGGUAUGGCGAUUUUUGGCCUGAUGUUAAAGCCACACAGUAAGACCAAUACCCAACAGAGAGACACAGAGUCCAAGAUAAUGUUGACAGUGGUGUAGCCCUUUUGGAGAAAUGGUACUCCCUGCAGCUGGUAUUAAGUUACUAUUGGCACCAAAGGAGCCGGAAGGUAAGAGAACCUCCGUAAUUACAGAACUGCCCUCGCAGAGUACCUGCCCCUUCAGAAGCUCUCACUGGCAAAUGCCAGCUCUGUGCAAGGAGAGCUCCCAUAUAUGACAAAAUUAUUACACAGUUUUAUUCUGAAGAACAUUCUGUAUUUUAAUAAAAAAGGAUUUAUGUCAGGAAAUAGUCAUUUACAAACCUUGAAGUGUUUUUGCCUGGAUCUGGAGUACGAAUGUCUUAAGAAGAGGUUUGUAAGGUCUUCAUAACAAAGUGGGUGUUAUUUACAAAAAAAAAAAAAAAAUUAACAGGUUGUCUAUGUUCUAUUUAAAAAUUUUGAACCAAAA